Molecule: messenger RNA, 1170 nt
Organism: Exophiala bonariae
Lineage: Eukaryota; Fungi; Ascomycota; Eurotiomycetes; Chaetothyriales; Herpotrichiellaceae
Exons: 1
Coding region: 1-1170 (389 amino acids)
Biological process (GO): tRNA methylation; cytoplasmic translation
Cellular component (GO): cytoplasm
Molecular function (GO): tRNA methyltransferase activity
Source: RefSeq, a predicted model, not a curated record
AUGGGUAAAUCAUCUAAAGACAAACGAGACGCAUAUUACCGGCUCGCCAAAGAACAAAAUUGGCGGGCUCGGUCUGCUUUCAAACUAAUUCAGAUCGAUGAACAAUUCGAUCUCUUCUCCUACAGUGACCCAUCAAAAUGUACCAGAGUUGUUGACCUAUGUGCUGCACCUGGUAGCUGGAGUCAAGUCCUCUCUCGAGUGCUGAUCAAAGGUGAGAGCUUCGGUCGACGAGCAUGGGUGGAAAGGAUGGCGAAAUUGAAGACACAGACUCCCCGUUCAGGUGAUUCUAGCCCCUCAGAGGCCGACUUAAAUGAUGGAGUUCGGUCGCUUGAUUUGGAUGACACCAAAUCCACACUCAAACCCAGGGAAAAUGUCAAGAUUGUAGCCAUCGACCUCCAACCAAUGGCACCACUAGAAGGUAUCGUCCAGCUCAAAGCCGACAUCACGCAUCCUACCACCGUCCCACUACUCUUGAAAGCUAUUGAUCCAGAUUUUGAUCAGCACAAUGAAACUCACAGAAUUGACUUGGUCAUCAGUGAUGGGGCGCCGGACGUGACAGGAUUGCACGAUCUAGACAUUUACGUUCAAUCACAGCUUCUGUACUCAGCACUGGUGCUCGCAAUGAAGGUGCUACGGCCAGGUGGGAAAUUUGUUGCCAAGAUCUUUCGCGGUCGAGAUGUCGAUCUCAUUUUCGCGCAACUCAGACUCGUGUUCGAGAGAGUUCACGUAGCGAAGCCGCGCUCAAGCCGAGCGAGUAGCAUCGAAGCGUUUGUCGUGUGUGAAGGCUACAAACCCAUCAAAGACUGGACACCAGAGAUUGGCUCUGCAUUACAGAUUCCUGUUACAACGGAAAGAACAACCAAGGGCGGACAGCAAUCCUAUGACUCCGACAAACAGUCACGGCAUUUACGCGAAGAUGGUGUUGUGGAAAUCCACUUCGAGGAUGAAGAGACCGAUCCCAAACGAUGGAUCGCCCCAUUCCUGGCAUGUGGGGAUCUUUCCGCAUGGGAUGCGGAUGCGACGUACAAGCUACCCGAAGGUCACACCAGCCUGCCACCGGUUCAACCGCCAACCGCACCUCCUUACAAAGAAGCAAUCGAGAGAAGGCGGGCUGAAGGAGGUGCAUAUGGCAAGACAAAAGAUCCCUUAAGAGUUGUGAUAAAGCCUUGA